AUGUUUGGUUGUGAAGCCAGAGUUGGCCUGACUUCUUCACCUCUACCCACAGAAGUUAUCACAAGGUUGGAGAACGAGGAUGAUCUCAUAGCAUCUAUGUCAGGAGAUGAUGCAACAACAACAAUAGGUUCUGCUGCUAGUUCUACUGGUUCAGUAACCACUAGCGAAGCGACUACAAGUGCCAAUAAUGAUUUUCGCUUAGACUUUCAAGUUAGUGGACCUGGUAACAAUGUUGCUGUCCCAAUCCCAGCUGUGGAUCGUGGUAGAGGAGAUCCACGGAAUAUCCUGGGUGUUAUUGUCAGCAGAGAUUUGGACAAUGACCAGCAUAAGAUUGCUGUGAAGUCGGGUGUUCUAAAGGGUCAGUAUUCUAGAAACCAGUUUGACCUCUGCCCCGAGCGUUUGUUAACAGACGAUGACGUAAAUCAGGAUACUGCAGUGUCACUUCGAGAAGCUGUUAUUGCACAAUCUGCAUGUGGUGGUCAGAGACUCAUUAGAUGCAACUGUAGUGGUCUGAAGAUAUGUUCAACAGAUGCAAGUUUUUCAAAGCUAAAGUGA
This is a messenger RNA of Penaeus chinensis, 555 nucleotides long. RefSeq lists its product as uncharacterized. The coding region runs from base 1 to 555 and encodes 184 amino acids. The record is from RefSeq and is a predicted model, not a curated record. NCBI's taxonomy places the organism in Eukaryota, Metazoa, Arthropoda, Malacostraca, Decapoda, Penaeidae. The transcript is spliced from 2 exons.